This is a messenger RNA of Tuber melanosporum (Perigord truffle), 678 nucleotides long. RefSeq lists its product as uncharacterized. The record is from RefSeq and is a predicted model, not a curated record. Gene Ontology annotation, biological process: 'de novo' cotranslational protein folding; cytoplasmic translation; protein refolding. Gene Ontology annotation, molecular function: heat shock protein binding; misfolded protein binding; ATP binding. NCBI's taxonomy places the organism in Eukaryota, Fungi, Ascomycota, Pezizomycetes, Pezizales, Tuberaceae. The coding region runs from base 1 to 678 and encodes 225 amino acids. Gene Ontology annotation, cellular component: cytoplasm. The transcript is spliced from 2 exons.
AUGCUGCUAGGCAGACUCCGGAAGAGCAGGGCGUUGACAAGAAUGUUUGUGGCAGAUCUCGGAUGUACUAGGUGUGAUACGGCAGUUGUCACGUCAAGAGGUGGGAUGUGGUGUACAGUACUGUACACCAUUCCUGCGAUGACUCAUAAUUAUGCACUUAGCGGGGUGAAGCUUGAUGAGGUGCUUGUGGAUCACUUUUCAAAAGAGUUUUUCCAGAAGGAUAAGGUUGAUCCGGAAAAUGAGAGGUCACUUGCCACACUGAUCCUGGAGCCUAAGGGGACGAAUAGGCUUUUAUCGCUGGGCACCUCGGCCACCAUUUCUAUAGUGCCGCUUGUUGAUGGAAAUGACUUCCACUCCACCAUUAACAGACUGCGGUACGAGCUUUCCCCAAAGGUGUUCAACCAAAUUGCGUUUCUCGUGGAGGAAAUUGUGAAGAAAGCGGCGCUGGACAUGUUAGACAUUACGAGGUUUGUAAUCCCCUCGGGCGGGACCUCCCACCCCCCCAAAAUCGCCUCUCUCAUUGCCAAAUUCAGUGUCCGUAAAUGCCCGAGUAAUACUCACAGCGGCACUCAAUACAUCACAACUCUCGGCCCGUGGAGCAGCAAUCCAACCUUCCCUAAUUGCCAAAUUCAACAGGGAAAGACAUCGAGUAAUCUACCCACCCUUCAGUACCCGUAG